Tuber aestivum (summer truffle) is the source of this 3175-nucleotide messenger RNA. The record is from the annotation of a GenBank genome assembly. NCBI's taxonomy places the organism in Eukaryota, Fungi, Ascomycota, Pezizomycetes, Pezizales, Tuberaceae.
AUGACGGGUAAUUUAUAUCCUUAUGACGGUGCCCCACCAUUGCUCCUGCCUGCCCCACCAUUGAUUCCGCAAGCCACCGUCAAGCAAUUGGGAAUCCUGCACGCAAGUUUUCACAACUGCCCUUUCGAUCUCUCGGCGAGGAUGUCUGUCCCACUGGUUGCUUCGCUUAGUUCGCUCUCGGAGUCCGAGCUCACCCCUGCGCUAUCCUAUGUCGGUCACGUCUCCAUAACAGUCGGUCCGGAGAACCUGGAUGAGGCCUUGACGUUUAUUCCCAAGAACUUCCACCGCUUCGCAUUCUCAGUCAAUGUCGCUGCCCUUCCUUCUGUGGACGACAUCUGCUCGUUGCUCAAUGCCGGUGCGUGUAGGGUGUUUGUUACAUACGAUCAACUACGAGUUUUACAGCCCCAGGUUGACGACUCACGCUUGGCUAUACUACUCGACACUUCUCAUCAGGGCGAUGGAAAGGUUGCUGAGGCAAUUUUGGACACUUCCGUUGGUCUCUAUGCGCACAAGAUUAUCGACUUUGACUUUACCACUGGCUGGCUAAAAGAGUAUGGGUCCGAUGAUAGACCUCCGGUUUUUGUUUCGUUCGGGUAUGCGCCCUCUCUGAAAGACGUGGAGGCGAUUGGGAAACUCGCCGCUACUCCAAUUGUUGCCGCCGAGGAAUUGACAGUCGACCCGGAGAAGGAGCCGGCAAAGCUCUCCAUUGGGGAUAUCGUUAUUGCGGCUGUCAGCUCGGACCGACAGGAUAAGCUUAUUUCUACACUAGUUACAGACGAAGCUGGGAUUGCCCUUGGACUGGUGUACUCUUCCCCCGAGAGUGUGAAAGAGAGCUUGAAGACCGGUGCAGGGGUUUACCAGAGCAGGAAGAGGGGUUUGUGGUACAAAGGUGCUACUAGUGGUGCUGUGCAAGAGCUUGUGAAAAUUGACCUCGAUUGUGAUGGUGACUGUUUGAGGUUCGUUGUGAGACAGAAGGGUAAUGGUGAGUCAUUACCUCAGACAUGCCGAACCAGAACCCAGCUGAUUGGGCCCCCAGGUUUCUGCCAUCUCCAGACUGCUACCUGUUUUGGUGAAUACAGAGGGAUCUCCCGUCUACAAAAAACUCUAACGUUAAGAAAGGAGUCUGCACCCGCUGGGUCAUAUACUGCCCGUCUCUUCUCAGAUGAGAAGCUCCUUCAAGCAAAGAUUAUGGAGGAGGCUGAGGAGCUCUGUCAGGCAAAGACUAAGGAGGAUAUCGCCUUCGAGGCAGCAGAUCUUAUAUACUUUGCACUUACCAAAUGCACAGGAGCGGGUGUUAGCUUUCAAGAUAUCGAGAGAAAUCUCGAUGCCAAGAGCUUGAAAGUCAUCAGAAGGAAGGGUGAUGCGAAGGAGAAAUGGGUUGGUAAAGGCGAUACCCAAACCCCCUCUGAGGAUACUGAGAGGGGGGGCGUUAAGCUCGCCCCUGAGGCUGUCAAACUUGCAACAGAGCGAUCUGAAGUAAAGACUGAUGAAAGGAUAAAGAUGGCAAGAUUCAACCCGAAAACAUCUUCCCCCCGAGAACUCGAGGGGAUCCUCAAACGGCCCGCACAGAGGGCUAGUGAUAUCAUGGGGAUAGUCACUCCUAUCAUUGAGUCCGUUAAGCAGAGAGGGGACGCUGCAUUGAUUGAAUAUGCUGCAAAGUUUGACAAGGCUGUUGGUCUUAAAUCAGCAGUGCUGAGCGCACCAUUCCCAACCGAGCUCAUGCAGCUUCCUCAGGAGACAAUUGAUGCUAUAGACCUCUCCUUCGAGAACAUCAGGAAGUUUCACGAAGGCCAAAAGGAAAGGGGCACCUUGGUUGUUGAAACAAUGCCAGGUGUCAAAUGCUCCCGUUUCGUCCGCCCCAUUGAGCGGGUGGGUCUUUAUAUUCCAGGAGGGACAGCUGUGCUCCCCUCUACAGCAUUGAUGCUCGGGGUUCCCGCACUAGUCGCAGGUUGCAAGAAAAUAAUUUUCGCAUCGCCACCGAGAAAAGACGGAAGCGUGACUCCAGAGAUCCUCUAUGUGGCACAAAAGGUUGGUGCAGAAGCAAUUGUCCUUGCAGGAGGCGCUCAGGCUGUGGCAGCACUCGCGUACGGAACAGAAACUGUUCCCAAGGUCGAUAAGAUCCUCGGUCCAGGUAACCAAUUUGUUACUGCCGGCAAGAUGUUCGUGAGCAACGACACGAGCGCAGGUGUCAGUAUUGACAUGCCUGCCGGACCAUCCGAGGUCCUUGUGGUCGCAGACGCGGAGGCCAAUCCAGCAUUCGUUGCCUCAGAUCUGCUCUCCCAAGCUGAGCACGGUGAAGAUUCCCAGGUUAUUUUGAUAGCCGUCGGAUUAACCGAGGAACAGCUUGCCGCUAUCGAGGAAGAAUUAGAAAAGCAAGCUCUAGCGCUUCCUAGGGUAGACAUUGUUCGCGGCUCAAUCGGCCACUCGGUCACUCUUCAAACAGAUACUGUCGAGGAGGCCAUUGAACUCAGCAACCAAUAUGCUCCCGAGCACCUGAUUCUCCAGAUCAAGGAUGCUGCAAAAGCAGUUGAUUUGGUACAACAUGCCGGAAGUGUGUUCAUCGGCCACUGGACCCCAGAGUCUGUUGGUGAUUAUAGCGCUGGUGUCAAUCACUCUUUGCGUAUGAUUCCCUCCCCCCCCUCUUGGUAUCCCGGUGACUUAGGCUAACUUGGGCACCAGCAACAUACGGCUACGCGAGACAAUACAGCGGCGUCAACCUCGCGACCUACGUUAAGCAUCUAACGAGCUCAGAAUUGACAGAGCAAGGUUUGAGAAACGUUGGCGGUGCGGUAAUGCAGCUGGCAAAGGUGGAGGAGCUAGAAGCUCAUAGAAGGGCUGUGGGCAUUAGACUGGAAUGGCUGGAUAGUCGGAGAUAGUUUUCCGCCCUUCUGUCGAUAUUCUUGUUUUUUACCCCUAGUUGGGUGGAUUGUUAGUUAAGGUUUCGUUCUUUGCAAAAGCAUGUUUGUUUGUUCGUUUACCUAUUCGAUAGGCGGUCGCGGAAUAUCGGGAACUGAAACUAUGGUAGGGCAAUGCUAUUACAAUACUACCUGUAUGGGAUCAGAGUGGUUAGAGUGGACUAAGUUAAGUACAAGUAAGAACGAGCUAGCAGGCUAGCACUACCGGUCUUCAUCGCCUUCAACAACCGUGUAUUUUUCGAGUGAUGUCCAUGACGCAA